Scleropages formosus (Asian bonytongue) is the source of this 1821-nucleotide messenger RNA. It is a transcript of the gene stub1, whose product is annotated as STIP1 homology and U-Box containing protein 1. The record is from RefSeq and is a predicted model, not a curated record. The transcript has 8 exons. The coding region runs from base 428 to 1294 and encodes 288 amino acids. Gene Ontology annotation, biological process: proteasome-mediated ubiquitin-dependent protein catabolic process; protein polyubiquitination; cellular response to misfolded protein. Gene Ontology annotation, cellular component: Z disc; cytoplasm. NCBI's taxonomy places the organism in Eukaryota, Metazoa, Chordata, Actinopteri, Osteoglossiformes, Osteoglossidae. Gene Ontology annotation, molecular function: ubiquitin protein ligase activity; protein-folding chaperone binding.
CGGUCGUGCUGCGUCACCAUGAAAACAAGGCAAGGACUGCAUAGCAACUAGCACGGCUGAGGAAAAAAAAAAAAAAGUCAGUGACGGGAUGGACUUUUAAAACCUCGUUUGUGUGUAAAUGACAGCAUGUGUAACGUGUACGAUUCCACUUCCGAGCGACUGCCUCAUUUACUUGGGUAAAUAAAGAAGGGGCGAAGGCAGCCCAACGAGGCCGGACGUACCGAAGCGGCCUCGGCGUUGCGUGCUGUGAAAAGCCGCCCAGAGGAGCAGUGAGUGCGGCGGCCGCAGGCCUGUGUGUGACUUCAACGGGUUCGCUUUUGGAGAGGCAGGCGCCGUGGGACAAGGGGGUGACAGGUGCCCAGCCGGAGACACGGGGAGCAGGAUAGGGAAGCAGGGUGGAGCGGGCGCCGCAGGGUUGGCGGAGAAGAUGGCAGGCAGCCCCGAAAAGAGUGCUUCUGCCCAAGAGCUGAAAGAGCAAGGCAAUCGACUCUUCCUCAGCCGCAAGUACCAGGAGGCCGCGGUGUGCUACAGUAAAGCCAUUAAUCGAAACCCCUCAGUGGCAGUGUACUACACCAACCGAGCACUCUGUUAUGUGAAACUGCAGCAGUAUGACAAGGCCUUGGCUGACUGUAAGCAUGCUUUGGAGCUGGACAGCCAGUCGGUAAAGGCGCACUUCUUCCUGGGUCAGUGCCAUUUGGAGCUGGAGAACUACGACGAGGCGAUUGGCAACCUGCAGAGAGCGUACAAUCUGGCAAAAGAGCAGCGGCUGAAUUUCGGAGAUGACAUCCCAAGUGCUCUCAGAAUAGCCAAGAAGAAACGCUGGAACAGCAUUGAGGAGAAACGCAUCAAUCAGGAAAAUGAGCUGCAUGCCUAUCUCACCAAGCUCAUUCUGGCAGAGAAGGAGAGGGAGCUUGAAAAGUACAGGGAAAAACAAGAGGAAAGCUUGGAAGACAACAGGAGCAGGAAUGAGAUAGCCAAGAUUCAGUCAAAACACGACAAGUACCUGUCCGAUAUGGACGAGCUCUUCUCUCAGGUGGAUGAGAAAAGAAAGAAACGUGAAAUCCCGGACUACCUCUGUGGAAAGAUUAGCUUUGAACUGAUGAGAGAACCAUGCAUCACGCCCAGUGGAAUCACCUACGACCGCAAAGACAUCGAGGAGCAUUUACAGCGGGUUGGACACUUUGACCCCGUUACCCGGAGUCCUCUGACUCAAGACCAGCUGAUUCCCAACCUGGCCAUGAAGGAGGUGAUAGAUGCCUUUAUUCUGGAGAAUGGCUGGGUGGAGGACUACUGAGCCCCUAAGCCGCCACCCUAAGGAGAGGAGAUAGAGGAAGAGAAAAAGAACAAAAGAAGCCCAGGAGCAGAAACACUGCAGUAUGCCCUCCUGAGUUUGCACUUUAAAGACAUACGCAGUACAGUAGACUGCCAAUGGGGAGUGAAGAGGUCCCGCUAACCUCCACCCAGACUCUCGUUUUUACAUUCUUUUUCCUCUCUGCUCCACAGGCCUUGUCCAUCCUCUUCAAUUAUAAGUGUUCCCCCAUCCCCAUUGUGUGUUACCUGUUCAUCCAUCCCAUUAAAGUACAAAUUUGCCCCCGCCAUGGUCCUUCUACACACAUAUGCCACUGUACUGCCUCCUAUAUUUAAUUUUUCCAUUGCCUUCGUUGUCAAGGUUAAUCUAAUAACGUACCAGUCCCUCUCUGUUGGUGCUCUUCGGGUUUUUGCGUAUGGCGACAAUUCUGAUAACUUUAAAAUACCAAAAAGAAUUUCACAAUCAUAUGAAAAUGUUUAAAGUUCAUAAAGAAAGUUUACUCAUUGCAGAGG